GCCAACCACAGCCCGCGUCAUCCGCACAGGAGGACACAAACCACGGGAGUGCGCAGUACUGGGGCUGUCUGAGAUGUUUCGGAUGCUCUCACUACUCUCACAUUUGCCUCUACGGUAGUUUGCGUUAAUUAUCUCUAAUUAGCUGAGCGCAGUGGAGGAAGAUGCCGGUGCGCAAAGGGACUCUCCAACCCUCUCCGCUCAGAGAAGGACCUGGAUUUGGAGCUCCAGAGGUUUUGCCUGCGUAGCUCGUCGUGGAAGUUGUUACAUCUGCACGAUUCUCUGCUCUAACCCCGUCGGGUAAAUCCUCAUAGAUGGUAUUUCUGUGCGCAAUUUCAUGGCUUUGGUUCACUGAGGACCAUCCGAAGCGCAGACAUGGCAGUGUCAAAUAUGCUGUUCUCUGACGUAGAAAGUUUUCUGGACUCGCACCCCGACCUGUUCGAGGACUAUCUGAACAGGAAGGGCAACUACAGCAUGGUGGAGAAAUGGCUCAAGAACCACCAGGCGAGCAAGGGUCCGGCGGCCGCGGCGCCCGCCGCCGAGCCCCGGGAGGAGAAGGGCAACGCGUGCAAGGACAGCUGGGCGAGCAAGUGCGACGGUCUGCAGCGGAGAGCGUCUCAGAAGGAGCUGCGCAAAACUUUCGCCAGGUCUAAGGCCAUCAACGUGAACAGGACGUACGACGAGCAUGUGAACUCCAGGGCGCAGGAGCCGCUGACCAGCAUGAGGAGGAGAGCUCUGCUGAGGAAGGCGAGCUCCCUGCCUCCGACCACCGCGCACAUCCUGAGCGCGUUGCUGGAGUCCAGAGUCAACAUCCCCCAGUACCCAUCCACGGCCGUGGAUUUUAAGUAUUACCUUAAAGAACACAGCGAAAGGGAGUUCUUCCUCGAACUCGUGAAAGACAUAUCCAACGACCUGGACCUGACCAGCCUCAGCUACAAAAUCCUGGUGUUUGUUUGUAUUAUGGUGGACGCAGACCGGUGCUCCUUGUUUUUGGUGGAAGGGACUGGCAACAAGAAAACACUGGUGUCUAAAUUCUUUGACGUGCACGCGGGCACCACAGUUUUACCCUCGAUGAACUCGGAUGAAGUUCAGGUGCCGUGGGGGAAAGGGAUCAUUGGUUACGUGGCUGAGCAUGGAGAGACGGUGAACAUCCCCGACGCCUAUCAGGAUCGCCGAUUCAGUGACGAAAUUGACAAGUUGACGGGCUACAAAACCAAGUCCCUCUUGUGCAUGCCUAUCCGCAACAGCGAUGGCGAGAUCAUUGGAGUUGCUCAGGCCAUCAACAAGACUUCAAGUGGGGAACUUUUCACUGAAGAUGAUGAGAAGGUUCUGCAGAUGUACCUCCCCUUCUGUGGUAUUGCAAUCUCCAAUGCUCAACUCUUCGCUGCCUCCAGAAAGGAGUACGACCGGAGUCGGGCACUCCUGGAAGUGGUCAAUGACUUGUUUGAGGAACAGACUGACCUGGAAAAGAUCGUCAGGAAGAUCAUGCACCGCGCCCAGACUCUGCUAAAGUGUGAGCGCUGCUCCGUCCAGCUGCUGGAGGACAUUGAGUCACCGGUGGUCAAGUUCACUAAGUCGUUUGAGCUACUGUCUCCAAAAUGCAGUGCAGACACUGAAAACAGUUUCAAAGACAGCAUGGAAAAAUCGUCCUACUCAGACUGGCUCAUCAACAACAGCAUUGCGGAGCUGGUUGCGUCAACAGGACUUCCUGUGAACAUUAGCGACGCCUACCAGGAUCCUCGCUUCGAUGCGGAGGCAGACCAGUUCUCUGACUUUCACAUUCGCUCUGUGCUCUGCGUUCCCAUAUGGAACAGCAACCACCAAAUUAUUGGUGUUGCUCAAGUGCUGAACAGGCUGGACGGGAAACCAUUUGACGAUGCAGACCAGCGUCUCUUUGAGGCCUUUGUGAUAUUUUGUGGAUUGGGCAUCAACAACACGAUCAUGUAUGACCAGGUGAAGAAGUCUUGGGCCAAGCAGUCAGUGGCUUUAGAUGUAAGGGCACAAAAUCCCAUUGAAUUUGUUUUCAUUUUCCCAUCACAAUUAACACACAGUCUCAGUGAAAUUUGGUUUUACAUUGUCAGGAUGUGCCUCCGAGUCUUAAUUAGCAUGCUUUCAUAUUUUCAUACAUCAUCCAAAAACGGCUCCACUGACCUCCACGUCUGCUCUGUGGGCUCAUGUUCUCAUUCUUCCUCUGUGUUUGCUCUCACCAUGAUGAAACAGGCUGCUAACAUUCCCCUGGUCUGCGAGCUGGGCAUUGAUAAGCUCUCCUUUGAUGAUUUCUCCCUGGAUGUCGACGCGAUGAUAACAGCCGCUCUGCGGAUGUUCAUCGAGCUGGGAAUGGUGCAGAAGUUUAAGAUCGACUACGAGACACUGUGCAGAUGGCUGCUGACUGUCAGAAAAAACUACAGAAUGGUCCUUUACCACAACUGGAGGCAUGCGUUCAACGUGUGCCAGUGCAUGUUUGCCAUGCUAACGACGGCGGGUUUCCAGGAGACGCUGACUGAGCUGGAGAUCUUUGCUCUCAUUGUGGGUUGUGUGUGCCACGACUUGGACCACAGGGGCACCAACAAUGCUUUUCAGGCCAAGACGGGUUCAGCCCUCUCUUUGCUUUAUGGGACCUCUGCUACGCUGGAGCACCACCACUUUAACCACGCUGUUAUGAUCCUGCAGAGCGAGGGUCACAACAUCUUCUGCAACCUCUCCUCCACGGAGUACAGCGACCUCAUGCAGCUGCUCAAACAGUCCAUCCUGGCCACAGACCUCACGCUUUACUUCGAGAAAAGRAACACGUUCUUUGAACUGGUCAGCAAAGGGGAGUACAACUGGAAYGUGAAGGCUCACAGAGACAUGUGCAGGUCUAUGAUGAUGACAGCCUGCGAUCUUGGAGCUGUCACGAAGCCAUGGGAAAUAUCACGCAAGGUUGCAGAGUUGGUGACGAGUGAGUUCUUUGAGCAGGGAGACCGAGAACGACUGGAGCUAAAGCUCACGCCCUCUGCCAUCUUUGACCGUAACAGGAAGGAUGAGCUUCCAGGGCUGCAGCUGGAGUGGAUUGAUGGAAUCUGCUCGCCUCUGUACGAGAGCAGCGGAGCGAGCGUGCACUUUGUGACUGUGAGACGGCGUGUGAAUGGAGAUGUGAGUCAGGUUGAAUCUCCUCUGUAA
Messenger RNA from Poecilia reticulata (guppy), 3156 nucleotides. NCBI's taxonomy places the organism in Eukaryota, Metazoa, Chordata, Actinopteri, Cyprinodontiformes, Poeciliidae. The record is from RefSeq and is a predicted model, not a curated record.